Molecule: messenger RNA, 879 nt
Organism: Aspergillus wentii DTO 134E9
Lineage: Eukaryota; Fungi; Ascomycota; Eurotiomycetes; Eurotiales; Aspergillaceae
Product: peroxidase family protein
Exons: 7
Coding region: 1-879 (292 amino acids)
Molecular function (GO): peroxidase activity
Source: RefSeq, a predicted model, not a curated record
AUGCUCGUCUUCUUGAAAACCAUUUUAAACCUUCUGGUCCGGCUUAUAACCUGGCUGGUCAGGCUCCUCCUCUUUCUCCUGGCAGCCUUACUACUGCAGCUUGUCGACUUGCUCUAUGCUUUUGUGAACCUCUUCCUCUCCUCUCGUCUUCCUGGCAAUGUCAUAUCCCCUGGGCAUCCGGGUCACUCGGGCAUCUGGCCUGAAUAUAUCGCUCCGACCAAGGAGGACUCUCGAUCGCCGUGUCCUGGUUUGAAUAGCCUCGCCAACCACGGAAUCCUCCCUCGAAACGGCCGCAACAUCGACUACAAACACAUAAUCCAUGCUAUCCAGCAUGCAUACAACCUCUCACCGACUCUCGCCAAACAACUCACCGCUGCUGCCGUACAACUGGAUCAAGGACGGGGUUGGAUCAAUCUGCAUGAUCUAAAUGCUUUGAAUGUUGUCCAACACGAUGCUUCAUUUACCCGUCCUGAUAUCGCCUUUUGCCCUGAUCAGAGCUAUCCACAUGCGGAUCUAGUCGAUAGAUUCCUUGCCCACGCGUCGAAUGACAAAUCUCUCUCUUGCAAGGACAUUUCGUAUUACUCUGGCCUGCGUCGAGCCGAAUGCAAACGCGCCAAUGGCCAGUACUCGUUGACCUGGAGUUUUCUGCAUGAAUUCUUCGGCUCCGGUAACAACGCACUAAUAUACUCCAUCUUUGGCGGAAAUGUCAAGGAUUUAAAAAUAUGGCUUGGUGAAGAGAGAUUCCCUGAUGGAUGGGAACCCAAGAAUCGAGAGACAUUGGGCCAUACUAUCAUACAAGCACAAAUCACCUCUCUUGCGAUCGAAUUCAAUGUCAAUGAGAAACAGAAACUUCGUGGAGAUCUUGCAAAAGGGAAAUAA